UACUGGAUGCGGAACCAUAUAAUAGUAGAAUGAAAAGUACGUCGGAAGCAUUUUUGUGAAGCUCUCUCUUUCAUGGACUUUCGCUGACAAUCAAAAUACUGGAUUGAUGUUGGCCAAUUUGUCAGCCAUGAUGACCCAUGGGUUUAAGAGCAGUAAGCAAGACUUCAUAUUUGGACCAUGGAAAGUGACUGCAGCAAAAACCCACAUUAUGAAGUCUAAGGACAUUGAACGGUUAGGGGAGGAGAUGCACAUGCCCUCACUCCCAGAGAUGCUGUUUGGGGACAACGUUCUACGCAUUCAGCACACAGACGGCUAUGGCAUUGAGUUUAAUGCCAUCGAUGCCCUUAAGAGGGUCAACAACAUGCAGGACUCUGUGAAAGUGGCCUGUGCACAGGAAUGGCAAGAGAGCAGGGCCGAUUCUGAACACUCCAAAGAGGCUGUGAAACACUAUGACUGGACAUAUACCACAGACUACAGAGGCACUUUGUUAGGAGAGGACCAGCAGAUGAGGGCGACAGAAACGUUGGAGCGCAUCGACAUGGAGAAGCUGAAGGCGCGAGAACAAAUCAUGUUCUUCGAUGACGUGCUGCUGUUUGAGGACGAGCUUCACGACCACGGCGUGUCCAUGAUCAGCGUCAAAAUAAGAGUGAUGCCCACCAGUUUCUUCCUGCUUCUGCGGUUCUUCCUGCGAGUGGAUGGAGUUCUGAUCCGGAUAAAUGACACGCGGCUCUAUCACGAGACUGGAAAGAAUUACAUGAUCAGAGAGUUUAGCACUCGGGAAAGCAAAAUUUCAGAAUUGAAGAACGUCCCUGCUGCUCUGUAUACUGACCCCAACGAGAUCGCCCAGCACUUAACUCUGAAGCUGACCGAGUGCGAGAAGUUGGAGUUCCCUGAGACAGGCCCCCAUCCAGGGGACACAGAGGCCCCCCAGUGAUGGAGAGCAGGCUGGGUCCUGUGAUUGGACAUCAAAUUCUCCUGUCUGGAUUUAAGAUGAGCGUCGGCCAACCAGGGCAGAGUUCAUCCUCCCUCCGCUCUACAAAGAAAUACAUUGUUUUUUUUAAACCAGAAAAACACUGCACCUGCCUCCCUACACAGGAAAAACAACAGUUAAUGGAACUUAAUUUUGGCAUUUUCAAGUGGCCUCUUAUUUUUUGCUUUAUUUCACAUUUCGUCAACGCAAAUAUUUUGGUCGGAAAAUUGUGAUAAUUGCGUCUUUUAUAUUAGAACUCCACAUAAUGGGUUUGUUGAAUUCCACAUAACGUAGUCUGAUAUUUGAAUGUUGUGCUAUGUUAAAUACACCCAGACUUGGUUUGGCUAUCACAGAGAUAGCUAUUAUAGAGAUCCAUUCCUCAUGUUAUCAAAAUGUUGAAAGAGCCAGUGUAAAUAAAUUAACUUUUUGUAUGCGUUUAAUCUUUUACUGGACAUUGGAUCUUGAUUAGAGGAGAGCUCACUGCUGAAGUCGAGGAGCCCCUCUGUUGUGCAUCUCACUUUAAUGACAUCUCACUACCUUUCCCCUUUUUCAAACUAAGAUUUUGAUCUUGCUAGCUGUUGUAAUAGAACGGUCUCCUUACAGAACCUGCUCAGCUCUGCUUGUUUUAUUGUAUUCAAGAUAAAUGUCAACUAAUAAAAGUCUUUAGCCUUAACAUGCCAACAUUAAAUGUUGUAAUACAUUUUA
Salvelinus sp. IW2-2015 is the source of this 1675-nucleotide messenger RNA. Its product is annotated as TIP41-like protein. Gene Ontology annotation, cellular component: cytosol. Gene Ontology annotation, biological process: TOR signaling. Bases 107 to 934 code for a protein of 275 amino acids. The record is from RefSeq and is a predicted model, not a curated record. The transcript is spliced from 8 exons. NCBI's taxonomy places the organism in Eukaryota, Metazoa, Chordata, Actinopteri, Salmoniformes, Salmonidae.